AUGAUGAUGAUUAACUCUUCACCAUCAUCACAAACUGAUUCAGCAAAACGUCUUCGUCUGACACUUCCACGAAACAAUAACAAAGGAGAUUUAUUGACUAAUUCGAACACAAUUUCGCCAGGCAAACUUGAUGAAAAAUUUACUCGUCUACAAAAGCAAUCUAUCGAUUGUAAUAAUUCAAUGACUACAACUAAACAACAAUUGUCAGAAUCAAUUGACAAUGAAAAUGAUACGACCUUAUUGACUACGACUACUACGACGACAACUGUUGAAGUUAAAGUUAAAACAACGAAAACAUCGUCGUCGUCAUCGUCACGUAAACGUAAACUUGCAGUAGUCGAUGAUACGACAGAUACAAACGAUAAUAAUAGUGAUAAUAUUAACAAACAACAACAACAACAACAACAACCAGAGGAAGAGGAACAACAACAACGACAAUCAGUCAGUAAGAAAAAGAAAAAACAACGAUCGACAAAUAAUGAAACAAAUACAAAUGAUGAAUUAACCAAUAAUCAUGUUACGACUAAUCAUGAAACGCAUCCGAAAACCGUUGAUCAGUCAUCCGUAACUGAUGAAUCGUCUUUUGGUUCAUGUGAACCUGGCACUAAUGUCGUUCUACAAGGAAUUGUUUGGAAUGAAACAGACAAAGGUGUACUUGUUGUAAAUAUUACUUGGCGUGGCAAAACUUAUGUUGGCGCAUUGCUUAAUACAACUGAACAAAAUUGGGCUCCACCACGCUACAAAUCCGAUGUUCGUCCUACCAAACAUAAUCGACACAAUCAUCAUCACAAUCAUAAUCGAGACUAUUUGCUGACUUCAACAACAACAACAUCAUCAUCCUCAUCGUCGUCCUUGCAAUCCGCUAUUCAUUUACAGUCGAAUCAAAAUUCUUUAUCAAAUGAACCAACCGAACGAAUCUUGCGCAAUGGUAAACGUCGAGGUAUAUGCACAACAGUAACAUCAAGUACCGCAUCAUCGAAAUCGAAUUCGUUUAAAAUUCCCGAAGCACCGCCGUCGAAAUCCGAGGAAAGUUUACCAAUCGAGAAACUGACUGACACAGGCGGUGGUGCACCUUCGUCAUCAUCGACUAGUGUCAACGAUGAAGACGAAGUCAAUUCCAUAUCAGGAGAGAAGACUCUCGUUCGAAACGGUGUCGAUGAUGAAACAGGUGAUAAUUGUUCGAGUCGAAGCGUAAGUCCAACAACGAGUGGUGCCAGUACGACAUCAUCCAGUCCACCUCCGUCAAUACAAGAAAAAUCAAUCAUUUUAUCCCAAACUGAUCAUAUCGAACAAUCAACUCCGUCAAUCCCAAUAGAUUUAUCAAGCACCAAAGCUACAAUCAAAACCGAUGAAAAUUCCUCGUCAUACAAUAAUUCGGUUGUUCAAACUCCUUCACCGUCAAAAUCAUUAUCGUCGCCAACGAUCACCCCGUCGUUUCUAUCUUCGUUUACAGGUAAAGCAUCGAAAUCAAAAACCAAAGACACACUGUCUACACCACCUUCACUACUAUCGCCACAUCCGUUCAACAACGGUUCGCUUUUCUCGCCGCCAACUAAUCCAUCCAGUUACUAUCCACCGCCACCGGCGCCAUUUCUUCAUGGAGCACCUCAUCCAUUCGGUCUAUCACCAUUUCAUUCUCAUCAUCAUUCGCCAACGUCGUCAUUACACAGUAAUACUAACAAAAAUAAACUAUCACCAUCGUCAUCUGCUGUUUCUCCUUCAUCUUAUCUAUCCAUUCCUCCACAGCUUUAUUUUAAUUCAUUGACAGCACCGCGUUUUCCAUCUGUCUAUUCUUCUUCACCCUCAUCUUCCUUGUCGAAAUCGUCACGCUAG
Adineta ricciae is the source of this 1833-nucleotide messenger RNA. NCBI's taxonomy places the organism in Eukaryota, Metazoa, Rotifera, Eurotatoria, Adinetida, Adinetidae. The record is from the annotation of a GenBank genome assembly.